UAGGCUUCAUCGUCCUGCUUAGCCCUAACUGCCCUGCCGGGAAGCCUCGGAGGCAAUCCUGGAGAGCCGCCCGUCACAAGUCACUGAGAUAAUAUACACCCAUUGUUUUAGUUAAUGCAAACAGGUACCAACCGCGGCGGCAACAGGAAAGUGGCCCCGCUGAGCUGGGAAGCCCCCUCCCCCCCGUUGGACCUCCCAGGCUCUAGAGCCCUGCCUGAAGCUUGACAGAAUAAAAGCGGAGCCACAACUGAUACCUGACUGGAAGGAAGCAGGGCGUUCUCAGAGGGAAAAGAAAAGUGAACUUUGGGGGUUAGUAGACGAUCAAGAAGUGUAGUCAGGCCGCUAUGAACUUCUCCUCUGGACCCAGAAACAGCCCCAGGAAGAGGUGAAGACAAGAGAGAAGACUUCUUUAGCUUACAAGAGGAAGUGGACCCGAGAGACGCACACUCGAGACCUCGUUGGAAGUCGGAGGAAGAUGGACAUUCAGAGGAGCUGCCCUGGCCAAGGGGGUGGAAUCCCUUGAGCUCACAGGACAAGAGGGGACCUUUUCCCCAACAGCAACUUCUGGACUGUGGCUGGGACCUCAUCAAAGAGCGCCCUAACUGCUAAGCACCCCUCCCUCUGGGGUGUGCCCUGCCCCUCCCUGACUCACCCCAAGGAGAGAGGGGAAAAGGGAAGAAAGGAGAGGCACUCACUGACUACGGAAGGAAAAGGAGGAGGAGGAGGAGGAGGAGGAGGAGAGAAGCCACGUAGGAGUGGGUGACAGAAAAGACCAGAGAGGUCAGACCUAGGGCAACUCUAGGGCCGGGGGGAGAUCGAGAGAGGGCAGGCUGAGCAUCCCAAGAAGUGCCCCAGCACAGGACCCAGGGGCGGGGAGCCAAGGGGGCGGGCCGGCGGCUAUGUCCCACGGGACCUACUACGAGUGUGAGCCUCGGGGUGGCCAGCAGCCGCUCGAGUUCUCGGGGGGCCGAGCCGGGCCCGGGGAGCUGGGGGACAUGUGUGAGCAUGAGGCCUCCAUCGACCUCUCUGCCUACAUCGAGUCCGGGGAAGAGCAACUACUUUCUGACCUCUUCGCCAUGAAGCCAGCGCCUGAAACCCGAAGCCUUAAGGGCCCGGGAACCCCUUCGUUCCCCCACUACCUGCCGGCUGACCCUCGGCCGUUUGCUUAUCCCUCACAUACAUUUGGCCCAGAUAGGAAGGCUCUGGGGCCUGGCAUUUACGGUAACCCGGGGAGCUACGAUCCCAGGGCUGUGGCCGUGAAGGAGGAGCCUCGUGGGCCGGAGGGCAGCCGGGGCACCAGCCGAGGCGGCUACAACCCGCUGCAGUACCAAGUGGCACACUGUGGGCAGACAGCGGUGCACCUUCCCCCGGCGCUGGCAGCACCUGGCCAGCCCCUCCGCGUCCUCAAGGCCCCUGUGGCUGCUGCCGCCCCUCCGUGUAGCCCCCUCCUCAAGGCCCCCUCCCCAGCUGGGCCCUCCCACAAGGGCAAGAAGGCCGUGAACAAAGACAGCCUCGAGUACCGGCUGCGACGGGAACGCAACAACAUCGCAGUGCGCAAGAGCCGGGACAAGGCCAAGCGGCGCAUUAUGGAGACGCAGCAGAAGGUGCUGGAGUACAUGGCCGAAAACGAGCGUCUGCGCAGCCGCGUGGAGCAGCUCACCCAGGAGCUGGACACCCUUCGUAACCUCUUCCGCCAGAUCCCCGAGGCCGCCAGCCUUAUCAAGGGUGUGGGGGGCUGCAGCUGAGCCUGCCUGGCAGACUGUGGACACCAGACCCUGAGGACCCCCACCCUCCUAGGUCCCCAGAGUCCUGAACAGGCCAAGCCUGAAACAGCGAUCAUGGACGAUGGCAGCCCAGUAGCUGGGAAGGUCGGGACCAUAAUGAUUCUGUGGCUGAAUAAACGGCACUGUGACGUGA
Peromyscus maniculatus bairdii (prairie deer mouse) is the source of this 1917-nucleotide messenger RNA. It is a transcript of the gene Cebpe, whose product is annotated as CCAAT enhancer binding protein epsilon. NCBI's taxonomy places the organism in Eukaryota, Metazoa, Chordata, Mammalia, Rodentia, Cricetidae. The record is from RefSeq and is a predicted model, not a curated record. Gene Ontology annotation, biological process: myeloid cell differentiation; regulation of transcription by RNA polymerase II; DNA-templated transcription. Gene Ontology annotation, molecular function: DNA-binding transcription factor activity, RNA polymerase II-specific; RNA polymerase II cis-regulatory region sequence-specific DNA binding.